Messenger RNA from Cyprinodon tularosa, 1627 nucleotides. It is a transcript of the gene ark2ca, whose product is annotated as ring finger protein 165a. Gene Ontology annotation, molecular function: zinc ion binding; ubiquitin protein ligase activity. The record is from RefSeq and is a predicted model, not a curated record. The transcript is spliced from 8 exons. The coding region runs from base 381 to 1409 and encodes 342 amino acids. NCBI's taxonomy places the organism in Eukaryota, Metazoa, Chordata, Actinopteri, Cyprinodontiformes, Cyprinodontidae.
CCAUAAAACUUCUUCAUGAUUACAAGCCAUGUAUUUUGAUAUGGUAUAUGAUUGAACCGACAUCAGAGAGGGAAAAUUUUCUCUCAUUUUUCAGCUUCCACUGCAUUUGCAGCUUCAAGUCUUUUGAUGUAUGGAUGAAUCGUCUUUUCACAUUAAUGCCCAGCAAUGUCUGACCAUUUAAGUUCUGUCACAGAUUGAAUUGGAUUUUAGGCUGAACCUAGACUGGACCCUUCUAACAGAUCCAUGCCCGCUUUGGUCUAAAGCAUUUCAUCGAACCCCUGGCUGUAUGUUUACAGUUGUAGUCCUGCUGGAAAGUUGGCAUCCGACCCAGUCGUCUUCCUGUUGACUCCUUUGUUCCCGCAGAAGAAGAGUCCCAUAACAUGAUAUCGACCCCCCCAAUUGUCACUGAACUAAAAGUAUGUUUUAAAGGAGCGCACUUCAGCAGGCAUCAGCACAGCCAUGCUACCUCCUGCCGACACUUUCACCUGGGCGCACCCCAGGCUCCCAUCUCAGCAGAGUUCCCUCUCGGACACGCCGGCCAGACCCCGCAGGCGGGCCUGGCUGCCCACCUACCCACCGCACACCACCCGACACUCACUGCCCUACCUGCACCGCCUCAGUUUCAGGACGUGUCAGGGCCUUCAUUCCUACCUCAGGCCUUACACCAGCAAUACCUCAUCCAGCAGCAGCUCUUUGAAGCGCAGCAGCGCAGGAUCCUUCCCCACUCAUCCAGAAGAACCCAGGAGCGUAUUCCUUUGAAUUCUCAUCGGUUGCGUUCAGGUUAUGAAUACUCCCCUCCCAUCCAUGUUCCUCAGCCAAUAACACAGCAGCAACGAUACCUGGCUGAAGGCACCGACUGGGAUCUCAGUGUAGAUGCUGCUCUCCCUCCUCAGUACCAACUCCAGCAGCUUCCGCAGCACUAUCAGCAUUACCUGACCUCCCCUCGAAUGCACCACUUCCCCAGGAACACAUCAUCUGCCCAAGUGGUUGUUCAUGAAAUUAGAAAUUACCCAUAUCCUCAGCUGCAUCUGUUGGCCCUGCAGAGUUUAAAUCCUUCAAGGCACGCCACAGCUGUGCGGGAAAGUUAUGAGGAGCUGUUGCAGCUUGAGGACCGACUGGGAAGCGUCAGCAGGGGAGCAGUCCAGACAACAAUAGAAAGAUUCACUUUUCCACACAAAUACAAGAAGAGAAAACCUCUGCAACUAAAGAUUGGAGAGGAGGAGGAGGAAACAGACGUGGAUGAGAAGUGCACUAUCUGUUUGUCCAUGCUGGAGGAUGGAGAGGAUGUCAGGCGAUUGCCCUGCAUGCACCUCUUCCACCAGGGCUGUGUGGACCAAUGGCUGGCUACCAGCAGGAAGUGUCCAAUCUGUCGGGUUGACAUCGAAACACAGCUGAACCCCGACAGCUGAUGAGAUUUGACUCCUUGUGAUUCACUCACUCUUGUGUGAUUCCUUUCUCUCUUCCAUCCUGGCUUGCCGGUCAGCUCCCACAUGACACAGUCCAUGUGUGCCCUCCAAACCUCCCUCCCCCCACCUUAGUGGGUGCUUUGCCAAAUGUCUCCAGACUUCACGCGGCAAUGAAAAAAAAAAAAAAAACCCUGUCUAAUUAACGCUUUAUUGAGCCAAGC